Aegilops tauschii subsp. strangulata is the source of this 229-nucleotide messenger RNA. NCBI's taxonomy places the organism in Eukaryota, Viridiplantae, Streptophyta, Magnoliopsida, Poales, Poaceae. The record is from RefSeq and is a predicted model, not a curated record.
CAUGCAAUACACGUGGGAGCACGGAGAGGAGGAAGAGGGCGAGGACGAGGAGGUGCAGGUGGCCGCCUACACCAACAACAACUACCAGGCGGUGAAUAACUCGAUGCUCGUCACCGGUAGCUACGCCGUGAGGGACCCCGGCGUCCACGUCGUCAUCGUGGAGCACGUCGACGACAUCCGCGACUGCAACAGCGACGAGAUCUUCGUGGACUGUGAGGUGGCCAAGUGA